Messenger RNA from Talaromyces proteolyticus, 1286 nucleotides. Its product is annotated as 3-beta hydroxysteroid dehydrogenase/isomerase family protein. Bases 213 to 1196 code for a protein of 327 amino acids. The transcript is spliced from 2 exons. Lineage: Eukaryota; Fungi; Ascomycota; Eurotiomycetes; Eurotiales; Trichocomaceae. Gene Ontology annotation, molecular function: oxidoreductase activity, acting on the CH-OH group of donors, NAD or NADP as acceptor. The record is from RefSeq and is a predicted model, not a curated record.
AUUAAUAAUAAAUGUACAUUCUGGUUCCAUGGAUGACUAGAAAUACACCUGUUCAAAUUGUGAAUUGGCUAAUCAACAAGUAUUGGUCUAUAUAAACAUGCCUCCUGUACCCUCUGAUAGGGAAGGUUCAUCUCUAACAAUCAAUUGACUAUUCAACUUCACAGCAAUAACAUCACAAAUAUAUUACACCUUUUCAAAGGAAAAUCAGAACCAUGACUUCAGGCUUGAUCUUUGUUACUGGGGCCACUGGUUUCAUUGGUAUCGCAACCGCCCUCGAAGCCCUUAAGGCAGGCUAUCGGCUCCGUGUAGCUAUCCGUCAGGAAUCCCAGAUCCAGAAAGUUAAGAAGGUGCUUUCGGAGUAUGCUGAUAAGCUUGAAUUUGCUAUUGUACCUGAUAUCACCGACGACAAGGCAUAUACGGGGAAACUUGACGGCGUGGACUAUGUCCUCCACAUUGCGUCCCCUCUUGCCCGUACCCUCGAUAAGAAGGAUUAUUUUGAACCUGCACCAAAAGGAACCGUCAAUAUACUAAAGGAGGCCACCAAGGUCUCAAGUGUUAAAAAGGUUGUCAUUACCUCGUCUAUUGUUGCUUUUAUUCCUCUUAGUGGGGUUCCUGAGGGUGGAGUUGUUACAGAGGAGCCAACCUGGGACUUGACCGUCGAUGUUGAUGGAGACUUCACUGGUCCCCACCCUAAGGCUACAGCAUUCAAACUUUACCACGCUUCCAAGAUCCUCGCGAACGAUGCGACAUGGGAAUUCAAAAAGAGGAAUGACCCUAAUUUCUCCCUUGUCACUAUCCAUCCUACUUUUGUUUACGGCCAUGACCUAUUCCAAACAACGCCUGAUGAAAUUGGUGGCACAAAUAGUAUUUUAUGGAAUGCUUUUGUGUCUGGCGAAGCGCAGAUUUGGUCUAGCUAUGUCAAUGUCCGCGACGUUGCGAAAGCGCAUAUCAAGGCUUUGGAUUCCACAAUUCCCGACGGAUCCAAGUAUCUCGUGGCUGGAAAAGAUACCACAUGGAAGGAAGUCGCACAGCUUCUGAAAAAGAACUAUCCCAGCAAUGAACUUUUCAAGUUGUCCGAGGCGACCACGGGUAUCCCAUUGCCAGCCAAUACAUCCAAAGCUGAGAAGGAGCUUGGUAUUGAUUGGAUUUCACUUGAAGACACAAUCAAGGAAGUUGUAGAACAAAACUCGAAGUGAGGUUGUUGCAUGUUCGUAAGUGGAGGAUAUGGAAGAUGGACUAUGUAUUUAGGUAUAUAAUCAAAUAGAAGAUGGUAUUGUAUUUUCUUA